Alnus glutinosa is the source of this 923-nucleotide messenger RNA. Its product is annotated as CASP-like protein 1C1. The record is from RefSeq and is a predicted model, not a curated record. The transcript has 3 exons. Bases 206 to 697 code for a protein of 163 amino acids. NCBI's taxonomy places the organism in Eukaryota, Viridiplantae, Streptophyta, Magnoliopsida, Fagales, Betulaceae.
AUGGUGGCCGGUGAGUGGUGACGGGUGAGAAUUUCAACUAAAAAGGCAGCAAAAAAGUAAGAAAACAAGUCCACCACCCUCAUCUGCCUUCCUAACACUCUCCGACUAAGGGGCCCCCUUAGCCUUUCCGUACGUCCUGACCAGUUAACAUUUCCAAGUAAUAAAUUUGAAGCUGAGCUUCAUCGAUCGUAGCAAUUAAGCAUCCAUGGCCAAGAUCAAAAGGCUGUGCACCCUUCUGCUCAGGCUCAUGGCGCUUGGUGCCACCGUUUCGGCUGCAAUUGUCAUGGCAACAAGCCAUGAAACAACUACUGUCUUUGGAGUUUCUGUCGAGGCAAAGUACAGCAACUCCCCGUCCUUCAAGUACUUUGUGAUCGCAAACGCUAUUGUGAGUGUUUAUGGGCUUUUGGUUCUCUUUCUUCCUUCGGAGAGUAUGCUCUGGCGAUUAGUCGUUGCCCUGGAUGUGGUUUUCACCAUGUUGCUCACUUCAAGCAUGUCGGCGGCCUUGGCGAUAGCUCAAGUGGGCAAGAAAGGAAAUUCUUCUGCUGGUUGGCUGCCCAUCUGCGGCCAAGUUCACAACUACUGUGACCAAGUAAAAGGAGCUCUUGUUGCUGGCUUCAUCGGAGUCAUUAUAUACAUGCUUCUUCUACUCUAUUCCAUCCACACUGUCCUAGAUCCUCUUCUCCUGCAAAAGACUUAGAUAAGAUCCAUGGACUCUCAGUUUUUUUUUUAUUUUCACUGGUGUGGUAGAGAGCAAGCCUUGUGAGAAAUGUUAUGUUAAUUAGAUGAUUGUAGAACUGCAAGUAUGUCAAUUAUGGCUUUAUAAAUCUGUAAUUCGAACUAUAAAAAGAUAAAUAUGUAAUUUAAAGCUCUCUCCUACUUAUAUAGUAAGGAACCACGCUAGUAAAAAAUCAACGUUAGACUUA